AUGUUUGCUGAAAGCGACCACUCUCUGCUCGCGCAAUUCCCUGACAAGCGACCUGCAUCUCCGAGCUUCGAAGGUGACACUCGAUGUGACAAAAAGAGCCGCCUUCAGGCAGUGGAGCCUGAUUUUGAUCAGGACUUCCUCGGUCUUUUCGAAUCCCACCAUCUUCCGUCUUUUACUCCAACUUCUAACGAUGUAUCAUUGGACGAGAGUUACAUGGAGCUGGAUGAGGGCAACGACACAGAACUCGUGUUUAGUCGUGCCGAGUCACCUGCACCUGACACGCUGCCUGACACAUGUUUUGGCGUGAUCGCGGUUAGUGCGAACUCGUUAUUCUUCCGAGGUCGCCAGGAGAGCCAAGCGACCACAGCUGCAGUUGAUAUGCGGCCAUGUGGGAGUUUCAUCAAGUUGUAUACUCUAGACUCGAGCAAAUAUGCGGGGAUCGUUACGGAGCCUGCACUGCUCACACUGUUGUCAGAACCUUCGGUGAAGGUCAAUGCAUCGCUGGUUGCACCAGAAUCUCGCUCAUCGAAAAGCAAAGCCGAAACACAGGACUCAAGCGGCCUUGAACCAACACCCACUCUCCGCAUGGUAGUUUAUGGUACAAUGAGAAACAGUACCAACGUCGGAAAUCUGCUAUCCAACGCCGGCCUCUGUUUCCAGCAGCCAUCUCCUCGCGAUGUUCAGCAACUCGAUCUAGACGCUGAAUACUUCAAUCCACACUACCUUGUUCGACCUGGCUCUCAAAUGCCCCGCCUGGAGGAUCUGGCCAUAGCUAGUGAUGAUGCGACGACAACUACAUGCCUUGACGAGGCGGCCAAGGGUCAACUGAUGGGAAUCUUUGACAUGGCGGGGGACUUAGGCAUCAAGCCGACAACAACACCAAGCCCACGACUCCGGCAUCAGCUAACCGCUCUUGCUAUGCUCAGCGAGAAGGAAUGUUUCUCCCUUGACAUGGGGCAAUGCGCUUCUCUUUGGGAAGAGUCCGAAGAAAUGGGGCUUGGGAAAACCUUGAGCGUUCUAUCACUCAUCUGUUGGUCUCUGGAUACAUUCAGUGACCUCGAAAACACACGAGAAAGACCAACGUCUUUGACGACGUUGGUGGUAACCACCAAGUCAACAAUCACUGGAUGGCAAAAUGACAUUGAGAAGCACAUUCAUCCCAGUCAAUUAUCUGUGGCUAUCUACCACGGUGCCGAUCGAGGUCGUCUCGCGAAACAUUUCCGUAACCACGACAUUAUCUUGACGACUUAUCAGACUCUCAGAUCUGACUGGGCUGCUAAGGGGCCACUAUUCUCUGAAGAAUGGUUUCGCGUCGUCCUUGACGAAGCACAUCACAUUGGCAACCGAUCUACUCAAAUAUUUCGUGCAGCAUGUGACCUGAACUGUUUGAGACGCUGGUGUCUCACUGGCACUCCAAUACAGAACACCCUGGACAACUACGGAGCUUUGUUGAGCUUCCUCCGAAUACCACUUUUUGUUGAAAAGUCCAAAUUUGAUCAUUGGAUCUCCAAUCCCGUACGGGACGAGCGACCUCAUGGCCUCACAAAACUCCGCAUUCUUGUUCAAGCAACAUGUCUCCGCCGGACGAAGCGGAGCAUCAGCCACUCGCACAAACUUCCUAACCGCACGGAAAAGAUUGAAAGGGUUGAUCUAAAUCCAAAUGACCGUGAGCUCUACAAGUUCUUUAGUGCCAUUGCCACUCGGAUUGCGUCCGGAUCAUCGGAGGACGAGAGCAAUGUGCGCUCAACAGAUAAGAACGGCAACAAGAAUGUUUUGCCCAUCAUCAACUUCCUACGACGCAUUUGCAACCAUGGAGAGGAUCUCCUGCCGGCUUCUGCCGCGGAAGCAUGGAAACUAAAGCAAAGUGGUUUGAUGGAUUCACAGAUGGCUCAGUUCCCUGGAGACAGCUGUGCCCUAUGCCACGGCGACUUACAUUCGGCCUCGGGGAGCCUCUUGUGCGCCAUCUGCCUUUUGGCUAGACAGGGCUCUGAACCUACAGAGACGCCUGGCUCUUCUCGUGUCGAAAGCCCCCAAGGCGAGACUCCUACUUCCCCUCACCAUCCAUCCGCCAAGGUGGAGGCGUUGAUUCGAAAUCUAGGUAACGAGCAAGUGGAAAACCAGAACGGAUCUGAGGCAAGACCUGUGAAGAGCGUAGUGUUCAGUUACUGGACCAAGAUGCUUGACCUUGUUCAGAUCGCCUUCCGACAAAGCGGUUAUUCCUAUGAGCGAAUAGACGGCCAAAGCUCCCUUCGACAGAGGCACAGAGCUAUGUCUAAGUUUAAUAACAACCCUGCAUGUACCGUAUUGCUGGCGACGAUUGGUAGCGCUGGUGAAGGUAUUGACUUGACGGCGGCAAAUCACGUGCAUUUGAUGGAGCCUCAUUGGAAUCCCAUGGCAGAAGAGCAAGCGAUUGCUCGCGUUCAUCGAAUUGGUCAGCGGCGCCCUGUCAUCGCCACCAAGUACAUAACCCCUCGAUCGAUUGAGGAAGUAGGUUACCUUAGCACUCUAAACAACAGAGACUUUGACCCAGCUAACGGUUCUAUCAACCAGUAUGUUCUAGAAAUGCAAAAGGAGAAGCUCGCGCUAAGCCGGAAGGCUCUGGACUUCGCUGCCAAUUCCCAGCAGGAAGUAGGCAGUGAGCGAUGGAAGACAUUGAGGCGUUAUCUUGAUGUAGAGGACGAUGUAUGA
This is a messenger RNA of Fusarium vanettenii 77-13-4, 2688 nucleotides long. RefSeq lists its product as uncharacterized. The record is from RefSeq and is a predicted model, not a curated record. Gene Ontology annotation, molecular function: ATP-dependent chromatin remodeler activity; ATP binding. Bases 1 to 2688 code for a protein of 895 amino acids. NCBI's taxonomy places the organism in Eukaryota, Fungi, Ascomycota, Sordariomycetes, Hypocreales, Nectriaceae. The transcript is spliced from 10 exons.